Messenger RNA from Mobula hypostoma (lesser devil ray), 1327 nucleotides. Its product is annotated as transcription cofactor vestigial-like protein 2. Gene Ontology annotation, biological process: regulation of transcription by RNA polymerase II. NCBI's taxonomy places the organism in Eukaryota, Metazoa, Chordata, Chondrichthyes, Myliobatiformes, Myliobatidae. The record is from RefSeq and is a predicted model, not a curated record. Gene Ontology annotation, cellular component: nucleus. The transcript has 4 exons. The coding region runs from base 70 to 897 and encodes 275 amino acids.
UAGAUCGGCGGGAGAGCUGUCAUGGACGGGAGAAGAGCGAGUCUGGGCACCGACACCUGCGACUGAGGUAUGAGCAGCCGCAGAGUUGCCCCUCAACAGGGCAGCCCAUCACUGGGGGCAGGCACAGGAUCGAUGGAGCAGCCAGGGUCAGAGGUCGUGAACCCCUCUGAGGUAACCCAGCGACCAGGAUCAGAGGUCGUGCACCCAACCAUCCGGGUCACCCAGCGACCAGGGUCAGAGGUCUUGAACCCAACGAAGGUAGUCCAGCGGCCAGGAUCAGAAGUCAUGAACCCCACCGUUACAGUAACACAGAGACCAGGAUCAGAGGGCUCCUCCCACUGCACCGUCUUUACGUACUUCAAAGGCGACAUCAACAGUGUGGUGGACGAACACUUCUCUCGAGCGCUGGGGCAAAGGGGACGGUCUGAGACCCCUAGCCAGGCAGGUGAGGAGCUGCGGUCAGUGACAUGGCCACAGGCAACAAUGUGGCCACCGCCGUCCCUGGGAGGGACGUUCCCUGUCACGGGACAAAACACAAGGGAGGGGGUAGUGGCCACAGCCGGGUCACUGCCAGACCAGCGCCCAGUGCCAGGAGCUGGGGCUGCUGAUCCUUGGCUUCUACCAGCUGGAGCCCAGCACAUGGGCGUCCUCUUCCAACCACACCUCCUGCAGCCCCGGAACAUGCUGCCUGCUGUGGACUCGGAGGGACACUAUGGCCUGAGUACAGUCCCCAGCACACUCCCUCCUCGACCGAAGACAGUUGUCCCACACCCCUGGACAGGAAUCUCCCACCAUCACCCCAAGGACAUCAACCCUGAGAGGGGAAUGAGGCCCGAACGAUGGGGGAAUGAGAAAGGCUUUGUGCCGGACACACCCAAGGACAUUUACUGGUACUAGUACUGGCUCCUGCCCAAUUGUCUGCUGCUGUUCCAGUCCUGGAUCUCUCACACAAUCCCCUGGGCCGGACUCGAUCUGAUGCUGGCGGGAUGGACAUUAUGGAUGGAAAGUCUUGUGUCUUCAGCUGGUGUCGGACAUACAAUGUGUGACUUGAGAUCGAGCAUCAUCUACUUUGGCCUGAGGAACACCACACCAACCCUGAGCUCCAGACCCAUGGGACAGACAGUGUACAAAACCAAGGGGUGGGGUGCAGUUCUGUUGGGGGGUGGAGCUCAGUUUACAGGAAGCUGAAGACACUGUCACUAUUGAAGAGGGGGAGUCGGGGACAAUACAGUGACUGGAAUAAGAGGAUCGCAGAGUUCCUAGGGAGUUGAUGAAAGGGAGGGGUGCAGGGACUGGAAGAGGUUACAGAGACGGGGGGGUGGUAUGG